AGUCAUUGCGUUCACUCUGGAUCAUCUUCUAGGAUCGUCUUCUAUAUAUUUCUCUUGAAUCAAAUAAACAAGGAACAAGGAAGAGAUAUCAGGUAAGGUGCUCUCUUCUAGAGAAUUGAAUAUUGUCAUGGAGAGAACUUCGAUUAUGGGUUUCAUUUUACCCAUUCUCUAUUUAAUGACAAUACAACUUGCUUGCAAUGGUGAUACUCAUUUUGAUAGUUUACAAUCCGAUCGAGAAGCUCUUAUUGAUUUCAAACAAGGUCUCGAAGAUCCCAACAAUCGACUUUCAUCAUGGAAUGGAAGUAAUUAUUGCCAUUGGGAAGGAAUUACUUGUGAAAAUGACACGGGAGUUGUCAUUUCAAUUGAUCUUCAUAACCCUUAUUCUCCUGAGGAUGACUACGAGAAUUGGAGCUCUAUGAGCUUGGGUGGAGAAAUUAGACCAUCAUUGGUAAAACUCAAGUUUUUGAAAUAUCUAGAUUUGAGUUUUAACUCAUUUGAAGACAUCCUAAUUCCUCCAUUCUUUGGGUCAUUGAAAAAUUUACAAUAUCUAAAUUUAUCGAAUGCUGGGUUUAGUGGUGCAAUUUCUUCAAAUUUAGGAAAUCUUUCCAAUUUGCAGCAUCUUGAUAUUUCUUCUAAUGAUUUAUUUGUUGAUAACAUUGAAUGGAUGGUUGGUCUUGUUUCUUUGAAACAUCUUGACAUGAAUUUUGUUAACCUUUCAUUGGUAGGACCUCAGUGGGUGGAGGUAUUAAACAAACAUCCAGUUUUAACUGAGUUGCAUCUAACUAAUUGUAGCCUCUUUGGCUCAAUUCCAAUGCCAAGCUUUCUUAAUUUUACCUCACUUGCUAUUAUAACUCUCAGUGACAACAAUUUCAAUUCCAAGUUUCCUGAAUGGCUUGUAAAUGUUAGUAGUCUUGUAUCCAUUGAUAUAAGCUAUAAUACAUUACAUGGAAGGCUUCCACUUGGUCUUGGUGAACUACCCAAUUUGAAAUAUUUGGAUUUAUCUGGGAACAACGAUCUUAGAGGCAGUAUCUUUCAACUAUUGAAGAAGAGUUGGAAAAAGAUAGAAGUUCUCAAUUUCGGUGCAAAUAACUUUCAUGGUUCAAUUCCAAGCUCCAUUGGAAAGUUUUGCCACUUGAGAUAUUUGGAUUUGAGUUCCAACCACUUGGAUGGAAAUUUACCAGAGGCCAUCAAAGGACUUGAAAACUGCAGUUCUAGAAGCCCUUUGCCUGAUCUGAUGGAGUUACGCUUGAAUGACAAUCAGUUGACGGGAAAAUUGCCAAACUGGUUGGGUGGGCUUAAAAAUCUUGUGAGACUCGAUUUAUCCAACAACAAACUUGAAGGUCCCAUCCCUUCUUCUUUAGGGACACUGCAACAUCUGGAGUAUAUGAUGCUUGGAGGGAAUCAGCUUAAUGGAAGUCUCCCAUACAGUAUUGGACAGCUUUCUCAAUUGCAUAACUUGAAUGUUUCUUCCAAUCAUUUGACUGGAACUCUCUCUGAACAACAUUUCUCAAAGCUGAGGAAGUUGGAGGAUCUGAACUUGAACUUCAAUUCUUUCCGUUUGAAUGUCAGUUCCGAUUGGGUUCCUCCUUUCCAGGCGAAUUCUAUUGCCAUGGCUUCAUGCCAUGUAGGCCCUUCAUUUCCAGCUUGGAUUCAGUCUCAAAAGAACCUCUGGAUAUUUGAUUUCGCCAAUGCUAGCAUUUCAAGUUAUAUUCCAGACUGGUUCUGGGAUAUUUCUUUUGAUCUGCUGGACUUGACUCUCUCCCACAACCAAUUGCAGGGUCGGUUACCAGAGAUAUUAACAUUUUCUGGUAUUCUAUAUGUUAAUUUCAGCUUCAAUCUCCUUGAAGGGCCUAUUCCUCUUUCCGCUUUCGGGGUCGGUAUACUUGAUCUCUCCCAUAAUAAUUUUUCUGGCCAUAUCCCAUUGAGCCAAGGUGAAUCCAUGUCGUCCUUGACUUCCCUCACUCUUUCAAACAAUCAAAUAACAGGCCCCAUCCCAUCCAACAUUGGUGAAUCCAUGCCAAACUUGUAUUUCAUUUCGCUUUCGGGUAAUCAAAUAACAGGAACCAUCCCAGAUUCCAUACGGCUACUGAAUGGUCUUCAAGUGAUUGAUUUUUCAAGGAAUAAUUUGACUGGAAGCAUUCCUUCUACCAUGACUAAUUGCACCGACCUGAAUGUUUUGGACCUGGGAAAUAACCGUUUGUCUGGGACGAUACCAAAGAAUUUUCAUCGGUUAUGGCGGCUCAAAUCACUGCACCUGAACCACAACAAGUUUUCAGGAGAGUUUCCCUCGUCUUUAAAAAAUUUGUCAAGAUUGGUAACCCUUGAUCUUAGCUAUAACAACUUUUCUGGGAAAAUUCCAAAAUGGAUUGGAACUGGAGCUGCGUUCAUGAAUCUGAGUAUUCUAAGUUUGAGGUCCAAUGCAUUCACUGGAGGGCUUCCUGUUCAGCUUGCAAAUUUAAGUUCAUUACAUGUCCUGGACCUUGCCGGAAACCGUCUGACUGGCAUCAUCCCACCUGCCUUGGGCGAUCUCAAGGCCAUGGCUCAAGAGCAAAACAUCAACCGAGAGAUGUUGUAUAGGGCGUCUGCAGCCUACUACUACCAAGAAAGGUUUGAUGUGAGUUCAAAAAGCCAGAUUCUACAAUAUACCACGACUCUUUCUCUGGUUGUUAGUAUAGAUCUAUCCAACAACAAAUUUAGUGGAGAGUUUCCCAAGGAAAUGACCAACUUACAUGGUUUGGUGAUUCUGAACUUGUCAAGAAACUGCAUCACUGGCUCAAUUCCAGAAAACAUUUCAAGGUUACGUCAAUUAUCAUCUCUGGAUCUCUCAAAUAAUAGGCUUUCCGGUGUACUUCCUCAAAGCAUGUCUUUGUUGACAUUUUUGGGCUAUUUGAACCUGUCCAACAACAAUUUCUCAGGUAUGAUUCCUUUUAUAGGACAGAUGACAACUUUCAAUGCCUCUAUUUUUUAUGGAAACCCAGGUCUUUGUGGAGCUCCGCUUGUUAGAAAAUGUGAAGAUAAUCCCGAAGGACAAAGUGCUAAUGAUGAUAAGGAUGAGGAUCACAAUGGCUUCAUUGAUGAGUGGUUUUAUUUGAGUGUUGGUUUGGGAUUUGCAGUGGGUAUUUUAGGCCCUUUUUUUGUUUUGGUAUUGAAGAGAUCUUGGUCUGAGGCAUACUUUAGUUUUGUGGAUGAAAUUGUAUAUAAUCUGGGGUUAGAAAGAAGAAGAAGCUGGAGAAGAAGAAGAAGAAGAAGAACCCAUGGCUGAAACUAAAAGAGAGUGACAAUAAAUUGUAUUUGUAUUGUUGUGUGUCCUUUAUGUAUGAAUACAAGCUUUGGAAAUGUAUUUCAUCAUGAAAUCAGCAAAGAAGCCUUUGAAAUUUGGGAAUAA
Molecule: messenger RNA, 3385 nt
Organism: Vitis riparia (riverbank grape)
Lineage: Eukaryota; Viridiplantae; Streptophyta; Magnoliopsida; Vitales; Vitaceae
Product: receptor-like protein EIX1
Exons: 3
Coding region: 128-3262 (1044 amino acids)
Molecular function (GO): protein binding
Source: RefSeq, a predicted model, not a curated record